This is a messenger RNA of Trichoderma citrinoviride, 969 nucleotides long. RefSeq lists its product as hypothetical. Gene Ontology annotation, cellular component: preribosome, large subunit precursor. The transcript is spliced from 2 exons. The coding region runs from base 1 to 969 and encodes 322 amino acids. Lineage: Eukaryota; Fungi; Ascomycota; Sordariomycetes; Hypocreales; Hypocreaceae. Gene Ontology annotation, biological process: ribosomal large subunit biogenesis. The record is from RefSeq and is a predicted model, not a curated record.
AUGGGAGAUGAAUUCCCAUCUUUCUGUAGAUUAUGCAAUAUACCACUGGCUGGCUCAAACGAAUGGCGACAGCAUGCAAAGAGUGAUUCACAUGUCUACAACCUUCGUGUGAAAAUAGCAGAACCUGGGACCAUUGUGCUGCCCUUAUUGUCGUCAAAUGGAAGAGUGGCUGUUGAGGCAGAGGGCGAUACUCCCCAUGAUGGCGACAACGAUGAUGUCAUUCCAAAGCCUUCCGAAAUACCGGAAAUAGAUCCUGCACGAUGUCUCUUCUGCGGUGCACGAAAUGGCACCUUUGAGAGCAAUCUCGCACAUAUGUCCAAGGAGCACAGCUUCGUUAUACCAUAUCAAGACUACUUGGAAGUCGAACCAGAGACACUUGUUGAAUACCUCCAGGUUGCUAUUUACGGAUACGGCGAGUGCAUCCUUUGCGCCACGCGCCGUAAUACUGUCGAAGGAAUUCAGCACCAUAUGAUGGCCAAGGGCCAUUGCCGCUUGAACUUUGCCUCGAACGUCACAGACCUCUACAAUAUUCCGGAAAAGAAAUUUCAAGCUGCCGGAGAGUUAUUGCGACUGCCGUCAGGCAGACUAACCGGUCCCCGUGGUUCAUCAACUGGAGGAACUCUUCGAAUGAGAGGACGUUCGCUAGGAGAGAGCCGCCGUAUGGAGCCUAUAAGGUCACCGCUGAGGACGCCAUCACAUGAAUCAAAGCUUAUUGCGACAGAGUCUGAUUAUACUAUAGCGGCCUCGCAAACCCAGCUCUCACGACUGUCCCGAGGUGAUCAGCAAAGUCUGGCUCAUUUGUCCAACCACGAAUUGAGAUCACUACUUGCCAUAAGUGCAAGGCAUGUCAAUCAGUCAAAUAGAGAAGAGAGAGACGCAGAACUCAAGCUUGGGAUAGCAGGAAACAUGAGCUUAACGGGGAACUUUAGAAUGGACACAUCUAAGCGAUUCAGAGGCCCUUGGGGAUAG